CCUUCAAGACUCGAAAGUUCUAAUCCGCAUAGAAUUGAAUUACCAAGGUUCUGGUGUUUGUGUGUGGUCCGGAAGCAAUAAAUAGAAGCUUUUCCAUGGCGGAUUGGGAUUCUUCUUCCCUCCAUAACUCCAACCUUCUAUCCACUACCAACCAGAUAAAACCCCACCUACCAACCUCUCUUCAACUUCGAAAUCCCCUCUCCAUUCUCCAACCACUUCCAACAAUCUUCUUCAACCAGAAUCUCCCAACAUCUUACUUUCUCUGCUAUGGGGCGCCGGAGCGACAACAAUGCCUCCGCCGUGCCGUGGGGCGCUCUCCUCGCCGUGAUCUUCCUCGCGCUCGCUUUCUACUGUGGGACCGAUCCAUUCAAGCACAGUGCGAUCGCGGAGUUCCCCGACUUUCAGACCUACUAUGUCGAAUUGCCCCCCUGGUCUCAGGUGCCGACCGAGAGAGACAGCGAGAACUUGUUGCAGAAGUCGACGAUCAUGUUUAAGGACCAGGUCCAGGGCCCCGAGAGCGUGGCAUUCGAUCCUCUUGGGCGCGGCCCCUACACUGGUGUAGCCGAUGGUAGAAUACUGUUUUGGAAUGGCGAUUCUUGGACUGAUUUUGCUUAUACUUCGUCUAAUAGGUCAGAAAUAUGUGAUCCAAAACCAUCAAUUUUAAGUUAUAUGAAGAACGAACACAUAUGUGGCCGUCCGUUGGGUCUCCGGUUUGACAAGAAAACAGGCGAUUUAUAUAUCGCGGAUGCAUACUUCGGGCUGAUGAAGGUCGGACCUGAAGGCGGUCUGGCAACAUCACUUUCAACUGAAGCAGAAGGUGUGCCGUUCAAGUUUACCAAUGAUCUAGACCUUGAUGACGAAGGGAAUGUGUACUUCACGGAUAGCAGCACAAUGUACCACAGAAGGAACUUCUUGCAAGUAGUUUUUUCUGCUGAAAGCACUGGGAGAGUUUUGAAAUAUAAUGCUGCUACGAGAGAAACCACCGUUCUUGUGCGGAACGUUUACUUUCCGAAUGGUGUGUCUCUAAGCAAGGACGGUUCGUUCUUCGUUUUCUGCGAAGGGCCCAAAGGAAGAUUACGCAAGUAUUGGUUGAAGGGCGAGAAAGCAGGAACAACAGAACUCUUCGCCAUUCUUCCUGGAUUUCCUGAUAACGUCAGAACAAAUGACAAGGGUGAAUUUUGGGUGGCAAUCCAUUGUCGGCGUUCUACGCUUGCCAGUCUGCAAGCUCGGUAUCCGAAACUGAGGAAAUUUAUGCUCAAGCUUCCAAUAUCAGCAAAAAUUCAGUUCCUUCUUCACAUUGGCGGUUGGCCUCAUGGAGUGCUUGUCAAGUACAGUCCAGAGGGGAAGCUUUUGCAGAUAUUAGAAGAUAGCCAGGGGAAGGUUGUGAAAGCAGCAAGUGAGGUUGAGGAAAAAGAUGGAAAAUUAUGGAUUGGGAGUGUUCUAAUGUCUUUUGUUGCAGUCUAUAACUUGCAUUAAGUUUGGAAGAAUUAGUUAGCUAUUUAUAAGUUCCUGUGAACUUGCUGUUCCUUUUUUUUCCUUUUCUUUUAUUACCCUUCUUUGUUAAGUUCUUAUUUCCUUUUUCUUAAGGUUAGUAUCACUGAGAUUAUUGGUUAAUUGUGGAUUCUUUAUGAUUAUAAUUACUAUUAUCUUUAAAUUAGAGAUAAUCUUACACGUUC
Molecule: messenger RNA, 1676 nt
Organism: Momordica charantia (bitter melon)
Lineage: Eukaryota; Viridiplantae; Streptophyta; Magnoliopsida; Cucurbitales; Cucurbitaceae
Gene: SSL3
Product: strictosidine synthase-like 3
Cellular component (GO): endomembrane system
Molecular function (GO): hydrolase activity
Source: RefSeq, a predicted model, not a curated record